Molecule: messenger RNA, 687 nt
Organism: Phlebotomus argentipes
Lineage: Eukaryota; Metazoa; Arthropoda; Insecta; Diptera; Psychodidae
Gene: RpL17
Product: large ribosomal subunit protein uL22
Exons: 2
Coding region: 74-634 (186 amino acids)
Biological process (GO): cytoplasmic translation
Cellular component (GO): ribosome; cytosolic large ribosomal subunit
Molecular function (GO): structural constituent of ribosome
Source: RefSeq, a predicted model, not a curated record
GCCAUCUUUCUUUUGCCUUUCGCACAACGUGGUUUGCCUCUCGUGCCGAAAGAAAAUAUAGUUUUUAGGUGAAAUGGGACGUUACGCUCGCGAACCAGACAACGCAACCAAGUCUUGCAAGUCCCGUGGGUCACACCUGCGUGUGCACUUCAAGAAUACCCACGAAGCGGCCAAUGCGAUCAAGCAUAUGCCUCUGAGGCGCGCUCAGCGCUUCCUGAAGAACGUGAUGGACAAGAAGGAGUGCGUGCCUUUCAGGCGUUUCAACGGGGGCGUGGGCCGCUGCGCUCAGGCCAAGCAGUGGAAGACAACGCAGGGACGCUGGCCCAAGAAGUCCGCCGAGUUCCUGCUUCAGCUGCUGCGCAACGCUGAGUCGAAUGCCGACUACAAGGGAUUGGACGUGGACAGGCUGGUGAUUGACCACAUCCAGGUGAACCGUGCUCCCUGCCUCAGGCGUCGCACGUACAGAGCCCACGGUCGCAUCAACCCCUACAUGUCCUCUCCGUGCCACAUCGAGGUGAUCCUCACGGAGAAGGAGGAGGUUGUGGCCAAGGCGACAGACGAGGAGCCGACGAAGAAGAAGCUGUCCAAGAAGAAGCUCCAGCGGCAGAAGGAGAAGAUGAUGAGGAGUGAAUAGGACUCCCAAUGAAGAUUUGGGACUCAAUAAAACACAUUCACUUACAAUCUGCA